UGACACACUUACACAUGUACGUCUCUCUCUCUCUCUCUCUCUCUCUCUCUCUCACACACACACACACACAGUCACUUUCCAUUCACACGCAGAUCUCCCACCUUAUUGGGCUCUUUUCAUUAUUAAGCAUCAAAAUUCAUUUUGUUCUUCCCUUGACUCUAUGUAAAGACAAGUCAUCGCACGCCCCUCUCUCCCUCUCUCGCUCUCUAUACUUUCUCUGUCUAAAAGUGGUUUUGAAUCGAAAAUGAAAGGUUUUACGUUGUACGAGAGAUUUUCUCGAACCGUCCGUCUCAAUCCUUCUAUCUCAGGACUGCUCGUCGCCUUCACCGUCAGUGGUGGAGGUCUUGUAGCUUAUUCUGAAGCAAAAUCUCCAGAUGGUUUAAACAUAGCUGAUUCAUCUGAGGCUGAUAAUAAGAGAAAGAGGGUGGUAGUGCUUGGAACUGGUUGGGCUGGAACCAGUUUUGUGAAGAAUCUGAAAAAUGCAUCGUAUGAUGUCCAAGUGAUAUCACCUCGUAAUUACUUUACUUUUACUCCUUUGCUACCAAGUGUUACAUGUGGCACUGUGGAAGCUCGCAGCAUUGUUGAACCAAUCCGUAAGAUUGUCAAAAAGAAAAGCGUUGAUAUUCGUUACUGGGAAGCUGAAUGUUUCAAGAUUGAUCCAGAAAAUAAGCAAGUUUAUUGUCGAGCUAAUCAGGAAACUGACUUGAAUGGGAAAGAAGAAUUUGUUGUACCCUAUGACUACCUUGUAAUAGCAGUUGGAGCACGUCCUAAUACGUUCAACACUCCUGGUGUGGAGGAGAAUUGCCAUUUCUUGAAGGAAGUAGAAGAUGCUCAGAAGAUUCGUAGCACUGUUGUUGACUGCUUUGAAAGUGCCUGCCUACCUACUUUAAGUGAUGAAGAAAGGAAGAGAAUUCUUCAGUUUGUUGUGGUUGGUGGUGGACCGACUGGUGUGGAGUUUGCAGCUGAGCUUCAUGAUUUCGUAUCUGAAGAUUUAGUCAAGUUAUACCCUAGAUCAAAAGAUUUGGUGAAAAUAACCCUUUUAGAGGCCACAGAUCAUAUAUUGAACAUGUUUGACAAGCGAAUCACGGCUUUUGCAGAAGAAAAAUUCCAAAGAGAUGGUAUUGAUCUGAAAACAGGGGCAAUGGUUGUGAAUGUAACAGAUAAAGAGAUUUCUACUAAAGAGAUUAAAACUGGGAAAAUAUCUUCUAUGCCAUAUGGAAUGGUUGUUUGGUCCACUGGUAUUGGGACUCAUCCUGUCAUUAGGGAUUUUAUGAGACGAAUUGGCCAGGCUAAUAGACGUGCAUUAGCAACUGAUGAAUGGCUGCGAAUUGAAGGAUGUGACAACAUAUAUGCACUUGGAGAUUGUGCAACAAUUAAUCAGCGGAAAGUCAUGGAAGAUAUUUUGGCAAUAUUUAAAAAAGCGGACAAGGAUAACUCUGGAACACUUACAGUCAAGGAAUUUCAAGAAGUCCUCAAUGAUAUAUGCGAGAGAUAUCCUCAACUGGGGCUUUAUUUGAAGAAUAAACGGCUGCACAAUAUUGUAGAUCUAUUGAAGGAUUCCAAAGGGGAUGUAGCAAAAGAAUCCAUUGAAUUGAACAUUGAAGAAUUCAAAACAAUUCUCUCCGAAGUGGAUUCCCAGAUGAAGAAUCUUCCCGCAACAGCCCAGGUUGCAGCUCAGCAAGGUGCUUAUCUUGCCAAUUGUUUUAACCGCAUGGAGGAGUGCGAGAAAAAUCCAGAAGGUCCUCUUCGGUUUAGGGGAGAAGGUCGCCACCGGUUUCGUCCCUUCAGAUACAAACAUUUGGGACAAUUUGCUCCACUGGGGGGAGAGCAAACUGCAGCCCAACUUCCCGGAGAUUGGGUUUCAAUUGGCCGUAGCAGUCAAUGGCUUUGGUAUUCUGUGUAUGCAAGCAAGCUAGUUAGUUGGCGGACUAGGGUAUCAGUGAUAUCAGAAUGGAUAAUGCGUUUCAUUUUCGGGAGGGAUUCAAGCGGCAUAUGAGGCAGCUAACAAGUUCUCGAUUCUCGAUAAGUGUAAUGGGAGGUGUACGUUUUGUUAAUUAUAUAUAUAUAUAUUCGCUAGUUUACUUGUGAUUUUUGGCAUUUAUUUUUGCUAAUUAUAGUAAAAAUUAUAGAGUGCACAUUAAACUGCAUAAUCGAUCAAAUGAUUUAC
Messenger RNA from Ilex paraguariensis (yerba mate), 2167 nucleotides. The record is from the annotation of a GenBank genome assembly. Lineage: Eukaryota; Viridiplantae; Streptophyta; Magnoliopsida; Aquifoliales; Aquifoliaceae.